Racocetra persica is the source of this 618-nucleotide messenger RNA. Lineage: Eukaryota; Fungi; Glomeromycota; Glomeromycetes; Diversisporales; Gigasporaceae. The record is from the annotation of a GenBank genome assembly.
AUGGAGAAGAGGAUGAGGAAGCACCCUAUAUUAAAAAAUUUAUACUAUUUGCAUCUGAAUGGGUGGCUGAAAAAGUUAUGGACAAACUUGAAAGAAAUUAUUGUCAACAGUUAAGGAAUUUUGUGACUGCAAGCUCGUCGGGAAAUGAAUGCAAUACGCUUCGGGGCGUCAUAUUCGAACAAAUUGCACAUCGAAUUUUACAACGGGGAGGGACAUUUGAUAUUCGUUCUUUAGAAUCUGACUUUACAAGUACGAUUGAAAUUCCAGAACGGAUUAAGUUAUUAUUUAAUGACAUUAAUAAGAUUGAGGAGGGCAAGUACUGUCAACCGAUUCAAAAGAAUUUUUCAUCCAUUGAUGCAGUAGUUGCACCCCAUACACUCUUUCAGAUGACCAUAAGCAAGAAUCAUCCUAUUAAUGUGAGUGGCAUGAAAAAGCUCGUUGAAAAGUUGGGUGGAAAGUCGGAAACAAAUCCUAUAUAUUUUUAUUUUGUCUUACCGAAAGAUUUAUACGAUAAUUACCAAGCACAGCCUUUUUAUACCAACGACAAAACUGUUGCUAAGAGAAUACCAUGUUGGAUCACUAAUCGUGUUAAGCAAUACGCAUUGAAAAUUGACUUGA